Molecule: messenger RNA, 995 nt
Organism: Orbicella faveolata
Lineage: Eukaryota; Metazoa; Cnidaria; Anthozoa; Scleractinia; Merulinidae
Product: PRELI domain-containing protein 2-like
Cellular component (GO): mitochondrial intermembrane space
Source: RefSeq, a predicted model, not a curated record
AAGAGGAAGCGUGUGAAGCGUGCGUGUUUGCACGGUGCUGUAAGUGCACGAAAGAUUUUCAGGCGGAUUUCAUGGCUGAUACCAUCACUAACUGCGGAAAUGGUCCGUUAUGUGGAAAUUGAUUAUAUUUUCAAACAUCCAUUUGAGGCAGUUAGUCGUGCAUACUUUCAAAAGUAUACUUGUGGUAAAGAUACCAAUGUCACCUCUGUAACAGUACUGGAACAUAGAACAGACCCAGAAACUGGGGAGGAGUAUCUGUUAAGAAGAGGAGAAUGUGUGAAUGUUUUACCAGGUCUGCUUAAAAAGCUGUGUCCUUUCUCAGCCAUUGAGGUAGAGGAAGAAGCAUGGCUGAACAGAAAAGACAGAUGUCUUCGUCUUCACAGUUAUAACCUGACAUGGUCCAAAUAUGCCUCCCUGGAAGAGUUCAGCACUUACAGAGCUUGCGGCAACAAUCCAGACUGGACAAAAUUUGAACAGCAUGGUUCUAUCAAUGUUUAUGGUGUUGGCUCGUUGAUUGGUGGAAUGAUGGAAGCUUUUGGACAGACGUUUCUUCAACGUGGAGCUAAAAAGGGCUUCCACAUUAUGGAAGAUCUCAUAAUGACUAUGAGCGGAAUAUACACUGAAGCAUAAAAGAAUCAGCCUCAAACAAAAUGCUUUCCCACUCAAGCUCUGCUCGUCUGUCGUGCUUGCCAUUUGCUCACUCAAUAAGUACUUCUCUCAUCGAUUGAAAGAUUCUUUUUCAACGUUAUGGACUAUACAUUUUCUUGUAUAUGAGCAAAAUUCAACUGCCACACCCGGCUUAAAUACACGAAAACAAACGUGCAGAAUGUAGAGAGAUGUUGAGGAAGAUUCUUUAACAAAUCCAAUAACACUACAACAGAAGGGAUGAAAUGUCUGUUGCUUGAAAAGCCUUAAUUUACGUCCUUUCUGAGAAAAUAAAAUGUAACACAUGCAUAACAAGAAGAUAAUAAAAAGAAAUAUUUUGCUUGGCCAUA